AUGAGAAUUGAUGGAGGGGCAGCAGCAAAAGAAGCAGCAAUAGAGGCCCCGGCGGCAGGUGUAUCGGCAGCAGCAGCAGCAGCUGCUGCUGCUGCUGCUUGCCGCGGCGGAAGAUUCAUGAAGCCCCCAACAUCGCCGCCUGCUGCUGCAGCUGCUGCAGCAGCUUCUCCCGUUGCAGCAGCAGCAGCAGCAGCAGCAGCUAGUUCAGCUACUGCUGCUCCCCCGCCUGCUUCCCCUGUUGCUGCAGGAGAAGCAGCUGAUUCUGCUGCAGCAGCAGAAGCAGCUGAUUCUGCAGCAGCAGCAGAAGCAGCUAGUUCUGCUGCUGCAGCAGAAGCAGCAAGUUCUGCUGCUGCAGCAGAAGCUGCGAGCUCGGACUCCGAGUGGACGGACUUGUCUUCAGUCACAAGCGAGAGCAGCAGCAGCAGCAGCAGCAGCAGCAGCCGCAGCAAGGGCUGCAGCAGCAGCAAGCAGCAGCAGCGCAGCAAAAGGCACAUCAGCAGCAGGUUCGCAUGGAGCUGCCUCAACUCAGUUUCUGCUGCUGCAGACAGCCCUGCGAGCAGCAGCAACAGCAGCCCGACAGGAGCAGCAGCAGAAGCAGCAGCAGCAGCAGAAGCAGCAGCAGCAGCAGCUGCUGCUGCUGCAGGACCCUGUGCAGUGCUGAACCCGAUUGACUACGGCUUUGGGCCCUACAGCUGGUCCCCGGACCGCCUGUCGACAGCAGCAGCAGCAGCACCCGCAGCAGCAGCAGCAGCAGCAGCAGCAGCAGCAGCAGCAGCAGAAUCCGAUGCAGAGUCCUUGUGGGGAGACUACGAAACCAACAGCUGGGGCCUCGACUUGGACUCGCUGCUGUCGGAUGCAGCAGCAGAAGCAGAAAUGGAAAUUGCUGCAGCACAAGGCCUCAACGUGCCCCUUCCAAACAUCCUGGGGUUUGGGGGGUUCGCUCGUUCUUUCGCCGCUAAGUGCUUCCGUUUCAUUUUGCAUGGAGUUUGUGAGCAGCAGCAGCAGCAGCAGACUUCGUCUAUUUCAUCAAGUGAUUCUCCUAAUGCUGCUGCUGCUGCUGCUGCUGCUGCUGCUGCUGCUGCUGCUGUGGUCUGCUGCUGCUGCUGCUGCUGCUGCUGCUGCUGUGGUCUGCUGCUGCUACUGCUGCUGAUUCUGCCGGCACUGCUAUCGCUUCUGUUGCUGUUGCUGCUGCUACUACUGCCGCUGCUGCUGCUGCGCCUGUCCCUGCUGCUCCCGCUUCGCUGCUGCUGCUGCUGCUACUGCUGCUGCUGCUGCUACUGCUGCUGCUGCUACUGCUGCUGCUGCUGCUACUGCUGCUGCUGCUGCUGCUGCUGCUGCUGCUGCUUGUUUGCAGCAGCAGAAGAAGACUGCUGGGCUGCGGUGGUCCGCGAAAUGAUGCAGACGAUGAAUGUGCGGGAUUGGCGUCUUUACUUUGCAUUGAGGGUAAAUAAAAAUAAAUAA
This is a messenger RNA of Eimeria necatrix, 1461 nucleotides long. RefSeq lists its product as hypothetical. Lineage: Eukaryota; Apicomplexa; Conoidasida; Eucoccidiorida; Eimeriidae. The transcript has 2 exons. Bases 1 to 1461 code for a protein of 486 amino acids. The record is from RefSeq and is a predicted model, not a curated record.